Coregonus sp. 'balchen' is the source of this 32029-nucleotide messenger RNA. The record is from the annotation of a GenBank genome assembly. Lineage: Eukaryota; Metazoa; Chordata; Actinopteri; Salmoniformes; Salmonidae.
AUGGGAAUUAAACACUCCUCCCGCUGUAUGCUGCUCAGUGGGAAAAUGGCGGAGUCUGAGAGAACUGAGGUAGGUGUGUAAGCUUCGAUUAAAUCAUAGGCAAAGCUACACAACAAUGUGAGUGAUGCAUAGGCUAGUCGCGAGUGCAAUGCGCGGUCGCUGUAAGGUUAGAUUCUAAUUUCGAGCAUGGAAAGCACAACGCGCACAAGUGUAGGCUGGUACCUAUGCAAUAUAUUUUCUGGUACUCUUUGGGUCCGCUUUUGUGCAACAUAGCCUAUGACCUGUAAAAUGUAUAUGCCAAAUGGCACACUCUACUCAUACAAUAUUAUUCAUCUAAGCAUACUUCAAACUGUUCGUUGACCAUUAGUUGAGUUCCGUAAACUUAAUUGAUUCGUGUGACACUCUGUUUAAUAGUAGCUACCCUAAUGAUAGCCUACUCGUGUCUGCCACCAAUAAUUUUUCUGUCUGAGGCUUGUUCAUAAUCCAGAGAAAGGUCGCACUCGGUCAGUAACAGGUAAAGAUUCAGAGAAACGUGAUUUAGGGCGCGAAGCCCGCGGUUAUAGCUCGUGCGCUGUCCUUGGUCCUGUAGCAACCUCAAACUGGAACGGCAAUCUUGGCUUGCUCCCUUGAGUGGGCCACCCCGUGAAACGCAUAGCCGUGGUUAGUAGGGGUGCUGAGGGUGCUGCAGCACCCCCUUGAUAAAUCACAAUUAAAAAAUAAUUUAUAUACAUAUAAAACAUUCCACCAAAUUACUACACUAGGCCUUUAUUACUCCUGAAUGAAAAAUACUCAUCAGCAGAACAGGGAGUUUACUUUAGAUGCAGUUAACAUGAGAAUUGUAGCAUUUUCUGCUUGAGAGUACAAGUUUGAGGAACAGAAAAUAGGUGGAGAAAGAAAUAUUACUAUGGGUACCCAUAUAGUUUUAAUACAAAAUACUUCCUUGUGAUAAUUAAGAAUUGCGUAGAUUUUUCGUUGUUGCAUGUCUCAGUGUUUGUUUUUGCCCAUCCUGUCUGUCCAUCUGUGAAAGUAAUGUUUGUUGCCAUGUAUCUUUCUGUUUACCCAGUAUGUGAAUAGAACAGGUUAUUCUGUGUGAAUGGAGCCAAGGUUUGGAGCUGCCUGUUGCUCAGCCCCCUGUUACCAGACCAUCCCCAUUACGAGGUAAAACAAGGACAAUGACAAAGCUGCACAGUCACAGUGGCUGCCGAGCACAAGACAGAGGAGAAGGACUGACUCUCGUUAACAAGGCCAGAUCAAUAUCACUGACAGCCAUGAGAGUGAAAUCUAAAUCUUAAGAUAUAUGUGCACUGGGGAAUAGAACAAGAAAUUGAUUGAGUUGAAUGCUCACAUUAGUUUUUCCCCUUUUCCUCUGUCUUGAUAAUAUGUCCGGAAGGGAAGGAAAUCCUGGAUCCUUUUUCUUCCGCUGAGCUAUGGGCUGAUCAGACAGGCUUCUGUCUGUGCUCUCCCAGCGGGCAUUGCAGGUGACAAUUAGAGUUUUACAGGCACAACUUCUGUGUAGAAUUCUGUAUCUUCUGCUUUUCUCAGACAGACAGACAUCCUGUCAAUACUGUUAGUGUUGUCUCUAGACAAAUACGCUCGGUCAACUCACCUCUGGGGCUCCAUGGGAAAGACAAUGACAGUUGAAAGAACAAAUGAGAGAGGAAAAUAGCAAAGAAUAUAAACUGCUGCAAGAUCUGUUAUUCCCGCAGAUUGUGAGGUGAAUGCAAAGAGUGUUGUGCUUUCACAGAAUCAGUUCAUUGGGUUUUUGAGUUUUAUCAUCAUACAGUAUGUCCUUCACCCACUGUUUCUCUGUAGAAGACCUGACUUUUAGAUAUCUGCCCCCACCCCAUGACGUCUUUAUUGUGUGUUACCAUUCUCUCCAACACUUAGCAACAACAGCAGCCGCAGCCAAUCCGCAUCAUCCAAUCUCAGCGCGUGCAGCCCACCUCGCUGCCAAAGCCUGUGCCCUCCAUCCACCAUGUCCCGAGGCCGCCCCAUACGCCCCACGCUGCCUCCCUGCCUAGCUGCCCUGGCCGGGGGAAGAUGGCCAAGUUCCUCAACCCUGAGGAGAUGACCUCAAGGGACUACUACUUUGACUCCUACGCUCACUUUGGAAUCCAUGAGGUAGGGCUGCCCAAGGGCUGUAUGUAUCAAGCCUCUCAAACUCAAAGUAGUAGUGCUGAUCUAGGAUCAGCAUAAGAUUAGACAGGGGAUGCUUUGUAAAUACAGACUCAGUUCUUACCUACUGUGUUCUUACAAUGAAUCUAUGUAAAGUUAGUUCCACUAAAGACCAGCCCAUUUUAGACCACUUCACAAUACUGCAUCUCUUCCCGAGAGAUAUACUGUGUUCCACCUAGUUCCACUAAAGACCAGCCCACCAGCCCAACACUGCACAGUACUGCAUCUCCUCCCCAGAGAUGUACAACUGUUCUAGGGUAUAUGGGAGGAGGGUGUCAGAAGGGUAGAGAGCAUAUUUCAAGUAAGAUCUGUGAGAUGGGGUUUGUUCUGUGACAUUUUCUGAAGGUACUAGGUCAGAUGGGUUUUUAUCAUUUCUGCUCUGUGAAUGUUCCUGACAGAUAGAGAGAGAGAAUGGUUGAAAUGACUUAAGAGGGAUAUGCAGGAACCCCCCACUGUUUUUCAAUGUGGACCAGUGUGUCUAAAAUGGAAGGGUGAGAUUACAGUGACUGGCGGAUUAAUAUUUAAUAUACAUAGGCUGUCUACGUUCAUAUUGUCAUGGAAAUAUGAACGUAGCUUAGUGGUUAAGAGCGUUGUGCCAGUAACCGAAAGGUUGCUAGUUCUAAUCCCCGAGCCGACUAGGUGAAAAAUCUGUCGAUGUGCCCUUGAGCAAGGCACCUAACCCUAAUUGCUCUUGUAAGUCGCUCUGGAUAAGAGUGUCUGCUAAAUCACUAAAAUAAUAAUAAUAAUAAUACAGCUUUGAUUGAAAAACACCUUGUUUUUCACCUUGAUACACUGUUGUAAGUGGUUUUGACAUCUCCCACCCUGACACCAUUAAUUUGUCACUGAACAGGAGAUGCUGAAGGACGAAGUGAGGACGCUCACCUACAGGAACUCCAUGUACCACAACAAGCACGCCUUUAAGGACAAGAUUGUCCUUGACGUGGGCAGCGGGACUGGCAUCCUGUCCAUGUUUGCAGCCAAGGCGGGAGCCAAACACGUGUACGGGGUACGAGAAGCUGCCUCACUCCCUGCUCCCUGUCUGGCCUCGGACUAGAAUGUUAUCAGGCAGAACCAUCACAACCGACAGCAUAUGGAAAUGCUGUGAAGCCUGACAAGCUGCUUGCACGCCCCAGACAGUGUGCGUGCGUGCGAGUGUGUGUCUGUGUACUUGUAUCUUUACAUGUGUAUACUAUGCAUAUGUACAUAUAUUUGUUUAUGAAUGAAUGAGUUUGUCACGAUGCAGACCUGGUUUACCUCAGGUGGUUAUUGGCUGUCUGCUUGUCAGGCAGGUUGUCUGGAUAAGCUCUCUCUAUUUUAGAGCUCUCAGAUGCUGAGUUGUGCAUUGUGGAGCAGAAGUAAUUGCCACUCUAGGCAUAUCUGAAAAUGCAUGCUGGAUUUGGGCCAGUAGCUUGUUGAUAACCCGGUGGUUCUCAUUUUGUACAUUGGUCUUGGACAGGGCUUUUGUCAGUUUGUGUAACUGUGUGCGUGCGCGCGUGCAUGUGUAUAUUUUUUGUAUUUUAAAUUGUUCUGGCAAUUCUCACAAAGAAACUUCAUUGGGAGGAAGGCUGUUUGACAUGCUUUUUACAUUUGUAUCACAAAUUAUAUAUAUUUUUAAUCAUGACAAUUUUAGGCCCUUUUUAGACCUACAGUAUAUAUGCCUCCUUUAAGAUGUUAUGAUCUGUGAACCGAACAUUAUACAGACAAAUCUUGUGUCAAUUAUAUUCCUUAUAAUGUGGUCUAACAUAUGGAGUAUGUCUAGAUUCUGAAAUACACAUUUUCACAUUAAUUGAUUAAACAUUACAAAUAUGAAAAUGAAUAUCUCAGAAGUACCCUUUUCAUUAUAAGACAUAUUGUUUGGAACAAUAUGCUCUACAAGUACAUCACAUUUCCAGAGUGGGCUCUCUGUUAUUUCUUAAGUUCUGAUCAAUUUUAUGAGCACCACCAACACAGUGAAUGGUAAAUGGAUUCAAUGGAUUUGAUCUCAUGGAUGGCCAUUCCUUGCAGGGUUUUUUCUUUAUAAAAAAGGGGCUUACAGUGCCUUCAGAAAGUACAGUGCCUACAGAAAGUACAGUGCCUUAAGAAAGUAUUCACACCCCUUGACUUUUUCCACAUUUUAUUUUGUUACAGCCUGAAUUUAAAAUGGAUUUAAUUGAGAUUUUGUGUCACUGACCUACCCCGUAAUAUCAAAGUGGAAUUACAUUUUUACAAAUGAAUUAAAACUGAAAAGCUGAAAUGUCUUGAGUCAAUAAGUAUUCAACCACUUUGUUAUGGCAAGCCUAAAUAAGUUCAGGAGUAGAAAUGUGCAUAACAAGUCACAUAAUACGUUGCAUAGACUCACUCUGUGUGCAAUAAUAGUGUUUAACAUGAUUUUUGAAUGGCUACCUCAUCUCUGUACCCCACACAUACAAUUUUCUGUAAGGUCCCUCAGUCGAGCAGAGAAUUUAAACACAGAUUCCACCACAAAGACCAAGGAGGUGUAGCUUUGCCUCUCUCAUUCCUAUUGGUAGAUGGGUAAAAAAAAAGAAGCAGACAUUGAAUAUCCGUUUGAGCACGGUGAAGUUAUAAAUUAGACUUUGGAUGGUGUAUCAAUAUACCCAGUCACUACACAUACAGGCGUUCCUUCCUAACUCAGUUGCUGGAGAGGAAGGAAGCCGCUCAGGGAUUUCACCAUGAGGCCAAUGGUGACUUUAAAACAGUUACAGAGUUUAAUGGCUGUGAUAGGAGAAAACUGAGGAUGGAUCAACAACAUUGUAGUUACUCCACAAGACUAACCUAAAUGACAGAGUGAAAAGAAGGAAGCCUGUACAGAAUAAAAAUAUGCAUCCUGUUUGCAACAAGGCUCUAAAGUAAAACAAAAACAUUUACUUUAUGUUCUGAAAACAAGCAAAUCCAACACACACAACACUGAGUACCACUCUUCAUAUUUUCAAGCAUGGUGGUGGCUGCAUCUUGUUAUGGGUAUGCUUGUCAUUGGCAAGGACUAGGGAGUUUUUAGGAUAAAAAUAAAUGGAAUAGAGCUAAGCACAGGCAAAAUCCUAGAGGAAAACAUGGUUCAGUCUGCUUUCCAACAGACACUGGGAGACAAAUGCACCUUUCCGCAGUACAAUAACAAACCAUAAAGCCAAAUAUGUACUGGAGUUGCUUACCAAGAUGACAUUGAAUGUUCCUGAGUGGCCUAGUUACAGUUUUGACUUAAAUUGGCAUGAAAAUAUAUGGCAAGACUUGAAAAUAGCUGUCCAGCAAUGAUCAACAACCAAUUUGACAGAGUUUUAAGAAUAUUUUAAAGAAUAAUGUGCAAAUAUUGUACAAUCCAGGUGUGCAAAGCUCUUAGAGACUUACCCAGAAAGACUCACAGCUGUAAUCGCUGCCAAAAGUUAUUUUAACAUGUAUUGACUCAGCGGUGUGAAUACUUCUAUAAAUUAGAUAUUUCUGUAUUUCAUUUUCGAUUUGCAAAAAUUUCUAAAAACGUGUUUUCACUUUGUCAUUAUGGGUAUUGUGUGUAGAUGGGUGAGAAAAAACAAUAUUUAAUCCGUUUGAAUUCAGGCUGUAACACAACAAAUGUGGAAUAAAUCAAGGGGUAUGAAUACUUUCUGAAGGCACUGUAGCUAGGUGAGACAACCACAUAUCAGCGUCAAAUAUACAGGAUACGAACAUUCAAUUUCAGCUAAAGAAUUAAUAAAUAGCGUUUUGCAAAAACAACAUAUUUUAAUUCACACCUAAAAUCUAUUAAUAAAAAAUCAGAGAACAGUGAAGGUACACACACAUGAAGGUACCCAUAAGCAACCAAACACAAAUGUGAAAAUUUUGUCGAUAUAACGUUUUGGAAAUAAACUCUUCAAAUGUAAAAAGCAUGUCAAACAUCCUUCCUCCCAAUUAAGUUUCUAUGUGAGAAUUGCCAGAACAAUCUGAGAUACCAAAAAUAUUUUCUGCAUACGCUGGCGUGGAAUCGCCUAUGUGCAAUUACACUGAGUGUACAAAUAUUAGGAACAGAAGUAAAUGCAACUCUAGACAUAGACUGACCAGGUGAACGCUAUGAUCCCUUAUUGAUGUCACCUUCACCUUAAAUCCACUUCAAUCAUUGUAGAUGAAGGGGAGAAGACAAGUUAAAGGAUGUUUAACUCUUGAAACAAUUGAGACAUGGAUUGUGUAUGUGUGCCAUUCAGAGGGUGAUUGGGCAAGACAAAAUAUUUGAGUGCCUUUGAAUGGGGUAUGGUAGGAGGUGCCAGGCGCACCGGUUUGAGUGUGUCAAGAACUGCAAUGCUGCUGUCAAGAACUGCAACGCUGUGUGUCAAGAAUGGUUGCUUUAUUAUGCUCGCUCUGUGAGCUCUGAGACCAUGCCGUUUUCAGAUCCAUCACUUAGACUCCACCAGAGAGACAAACCUCAGAGGACAGAUCUGGGCUCAAGGCCAACUCUGAACUCUCCCAUACAGAACAUCACCCUGUCAGAGAGAUGUAAUCACACACAGGGAAAAUCCGACAGUAAUAUUAGAAAAUACAGAUAAAAUACCUUUUGUGCUGAAAUACAAAGCAGACAUCCCAGUAUCAAAGUGGAGGAUCAUUCUUAAGCAGCGGCAGAUGUAACCUUGGCCUCUCUAAAUCACUAGUGCUGACGUUACUAAGGUACAGUCGUCAUAAGCCACAGCCUAUGAGUCUUAACAGGUAAAUCACAACCAUCUACAGCAGUGAUGACAUCCAUGCUACUGUACAGUAAGUCUCUCACACUGAAUAACUUAACCGUCUGUAUGCAGAUAUUUACCUGCCUUUAAGCAAACCUGGUGGAAUUUAUUCCUUAGAGGUAGGUAUGUGACAAUGGGAGACUGUCUCCAGGGAGGAGGUGUUGUGUGACUGCCUGUGGGUGACAGAUAGAGUGCCUUCUGGCACCAUUGGGAGCUGAGAGGCAAUGUGAGGGGCAUACAGAUCUCUGUGGGUGAGAGCGCCCACUCAGGCAUGGCAAUGAAGGUAUAUGCUGGAUCUGUCCCUGUCUUCGGCAAGGGAGAAAUCAGUGCCAAUUAUUGUGGGCUGAUAUACCCCACACACACAAAUUCGCAUGCACACACACACGCACGCACACGUAGGCUGCACAUCAUCGAUGGCCUACUCUCCCCCACAUGCCAUAUUACAGCAGGUCAGGCCUGGGGGAACAGAUGUGUGUGGCCAGUGGUGGCAGGCUGGCAGCUGACUGAUUACCAUGGGCACUGCUACUAAUGGGCUGUAGAGGGCCAGCUGUGCCCUAGGUGACAGCUCCAGAACAGCAAUGCACGGAGAAGGCAGGCCACAGCUAGGUCCCCUGGCUUUACCAAGGGCUCCAGCAUUAGCCAGCUUCCCCAUGUCACCCUGUCCUCUCUGUUUUCCAGAGAACAAACGGGUGGUGUAGAGCAUGAAUCACCUCGUACACCUCAGAGAUACUUGCAGAGUUGGGGAGUAACUGAUUACAUGUCAUCGAUCACAUGUAAUCUGGUUACAAAAAAACUUUAAUAAAUUACACUACCAGCAAAAAUAUUGUAAUCAGAUUAAAGAUACUUUUGAAAAACAAGCUGAUUACUUGGAUCACUUUUAAAUUCAGAAAUGAUUAUUUCCAAAAUAUGCAUUAUUACACCUUUCUGUUUUCUCAACGACAUUCAAUUCAGCAUUGAGAAAAGGCGCAAGUUUAAGUUUGUUCCACCUGAGCGAGUCUGACCACAAGUCAGAGACCACUAUGAUGACACACCAAAUGAUGACCACCAAUCAGAGACCACUAUGACGACACACCAAAUGCGUUUGAUGGAUCCUUUAGGUCUUCUUCUAAUGCCUCUAAAGGGGGAAGUAAUCAAAAAGUAACUGAAAGUAAUCUGAUUACGUUACUGAGUUUGGGCCAUCCAAAAGUUACGUUACUGAUUACAAUUUUGGACAGGUAACUAGUAACUGUAACAGAUUACAUUUAGAAAGUAACCUACCUAACCCUGGAUUCACGCCCAUAGUGGGAGUUGUGGAGUGCACAUGGGAGUAGAAAUCUAUACCCGCAGAAUCCUGACCAUUUCUAGGUUCAAUAUUGAUCGGUAUGACUGUAUCCUUGCUUUAUUCAUGUGAAGGCUUUCAAUUGAAUUCUCUAAGGUUGAGUGCCUUUAUUGUAUAAAAACAUAUUUAUUGUAUAAAACCUCUCUAUUUUUGUCAGUUCAAUAAAUCAAGCACAUUGAAAGGGCAGAUGGCGCAGUUGGGCGCUCAUGGUGGGGUUCCGGUCUAUGGGCCCCGGGCCCCCUACAAUGUGGCCAUUGUGAAAUCCAGACAGGAAGGCAGAGUACCACUAACACGGGGAGAGCUGUUUUUUAUACAGGCAGAGAUCAAGCUGUGCAAAUGUGGCCUUUUACUUGAGAGUAUGUAUGUUCAUGUGUCAGUGUGCCAUGUGAGUGUGUCUGUGUUAAAGGGAGAGAAAAGAGAGAUAGAGAAGGUGAGUGGGCCUUCAGGUCCUGCUUCCCAUUACCUGAAGUACACAGCUCUGACAGCUGAGCACAGGGAGGGACAGACUGUUCUAUUCUUUGUUUCUUUAGCUCUACUAACUACCAUCUCAGACCCCAUCUGGUUGGACAUAGUUAGAGAGUGGCAUAGUCCACCAUUAUCAUCCAAACAUUAUCCACAUCUGAUGCACAGUAGUAUCUUAAGCCUUUAACAGUCCCGUAAUGAGUUGAAGCAUUUUUUGCCUUGGUGAUUUUACAUUUUAGUCAUUUAGCAGACGCUCUUAUCCAAAACAACUUACAGUAGUGAGAGCAUACAUUUUUCAUACUGGCCCCCCGUGGGAAUCAAACCCACAACCCUGGCGUUGCAAGUGCCAUGCUCUACCAACUGAGCUACAGGAGGUAUUAGUGUCAAAAUGUUUUAAGUGAUUUUUGUUUUGCUUUUUUCACAGAUUGAAUGUUCCAGUAUAUCGGAGUACUCUGAGAAAAUCAUCAAGUCUAACCACCUGGACAGUGGUAAGAGCUGAAGGUCUUUCUUAUUCACUGUGCCUAUUCACUAUUCUCCUCAGAGAUGCAGUACAACAGGGAUGUGUGGUGGAGUGUGACUGUCAUUGUCUGAAAAGGGAGGAUUCACCAAGAAUGUGGAAAGUUGUCCUUCUGUGUGCAAUAGGUUAAUUUAAAACAUAAUAUGAAAGUAACCUCUAUUCUCACUUAUCUGUAGUACAGUAAUAUUUUAUAGAGGAACAACAACACAUUAAUGCAAAAUGGUCACUCAGCUAACAGCUAAGCUGUGAUUUAAGCCCUAACAAAAUAAUAACAGCAUAAACAAUGUGGCACCAGCAAAAUCGAUCUUUCCAAAUCUCUGCCUAUAAAAUAUGGAUGGGGUAAUUGAGUGGACCAGCUCAUUUGGAACCUCCAGUUUGUUUUCGAAAGCUUUUGGCAAGCCAAGGACAGAGUGCAAAUACUUCCUUUCUUGGAGAAACUGUAUUCAAUAACUUCCAGUAGAAGGAGAACAAGCGAUUGUCGCCAACUCAUCUCAGCCAGAGUGAGUUUCCACUCGUUUUCUUUAACCUCCAGCUGAGCUGAUUUACAUGAGAACACUAAGGGCUGGCUGUGUGGCUCUGCAUAGGGAUAGCUGGCACUGGGAUACCAUAAUGUGGUAUAUUAUGCUCACCACUGAGUGCUCACCACUGAAAGUGUGUCCGAGAUCUUUUGUCAGUGUUUGUAUGUGACAAAAUGGCGUCACGGCCCAAUAAUAGAGUGACAAAGACAUGAUCAGUCUAUAAUUUUAAUGGUAGGACUAGUUGAACAGUGAGAGACAGAAUAACAACAAAAAAAUCCAGAAAAACGCAUGUCAAAAAUGUUAAACAUGCAAAACAUGACUUAAUACUUGGUGGCAAAACCCUUGUUGGCAAUCACAGAGGUCAGACGUUUCUUGUAGUUGGCCACCAGGUUUGCACACAUCUCAGGAGGGAUUUUGUUCCACUCCUCUUUGCAGAUCUUCUCCAAGUCAUUAAGGUUUCGAGGCUGACGUUUGGCAACUAGAACCUUCAGCUCCCUCCACAGAUUUUCUACGGGAUUAAGGUCUGGAGACUGGCAGGCCACUCCAGGACCUUAAUGUGCUUCUUCUUGAGCCACUCCUUUGUUGCCUUGGCCGUGUGUUUUGGGUCAUUGUCAUGCUGGAAUACCCAUCCAUGACCCAUUUUCAAUGACCUGGCUGAGGGAAGGAGGUUCUCACCCAAGAUUUGACGGUACAUGGCCCCAUCCAUCGUCCCUUUGAUGCGGUGAAGUUGUCCUGUCCCCUUAGCAGAAAAACACCCCCAAAGCAUAAUGUUUCCACCUCCAUGUUUGACGGUGGGGAUGGUGUUCCUGGGGUCAUAGGCAGCAUUCCUCCUCCUCCAAACACGGUGAGUUGAGUUGAUGCCAAAGAGCUCGAUUUUGGUCUCAUCUGACCACAACACUUUCACCCAGUUCUCCUCUGAAUCAUUCAGAUGUUCAUUGGCAAACUUCAGACGGCCUUGUAUAUGUGCUUUCUUGAGCAGGGGGACCUUGCGGGCGCUGCAGGAUUUCAGUCCUUCACGGCGUAGUGUGUUACCAAUUGUUUUCUUGGUGACUAUGGUCCCAGCUGCCUUCAGAUCAUUGAGAAGAUCCUCCUGUGUAGUUCUGGGCUGAUUCCUCACCGUUCUCAUGAUCAUUGCAACUCCACGAGGUGAGAUCUUGCAUGGAGCCCCAGGCCUGAGGGUGAUUGACAAGUCUUUUGUGUUUCUUCCAUUUGCGAAUAAUCACACCAACUGUUGUCACCUUCUCACCAAGCUGCUUGGCGGUGGUCUUGUAGCCCAUUCCAGCCUUGUGUAGGUCUACAAUCUUGUCCCUGACAUCCUUGGAGAGGUCUUUGGUCUUGGCCAUGGUGGAGAGUUUGGAAUCUGAUUGAUUGAUUGCUUCUGUGGACAGGUGUCUUUUAUACAGGUAACAAGCUGAGAUUAGGAGCACUCCCUUUAAGAGUGUGCUCCUAAUCUCAGCUCGUUACCUGUAUAAAAGACACCUGGGAGCCAGAAAUCUUUCUGAUUGAGAGGGGGUCAAAUACUUAUUUCCCUCAUUAAAAUGCAAAUCAAUUUAUAACAUUUUUGACAUGCGUUUUUCUGGAUUUUUUUGUUGUUAUUCUGUCUCUCACUGUUCAAAUAAACCUACCAUUAAAAUUAUAGACUGAUCAUUUCUUUGUCAGUGGGCAAACGUACAAAAUCAGCAGGGGAUCAAAUACUUUUUUCCCUCACUGUAACACCUUUGAGUGCGGCAGUAUCAGUAUCACUUGAAACCCCACCUCUUUAAGGAAUACCUGGGAUAGGAUAAAGUAAUCCUUCUACCCCCCCCCCCCCCCCCCCCCCCCCAAAAAAAAAAAAACACAAAAAAAAAACAUAUUGUAAAGUGUUUAUCCCACUGGCUAUAAGGUGAAUGCACCAAUUUGUAAGUCGCUCUGGAUAAGAGCAUCUGCUAAAUGACAUAAAUGUAAAUGUAAAUGUAUCAUUCAUUAUAAUGUGGUGCUUACUGUAUGUGUAGACAGAGCGCUGGAAAGGGGACUUAAAAUGUGACUUAAAAUGUGAAAAAAUUUCAAGAAGAGGUAAGUGUUUGCGGUUUUGCUUUAGAGCCCAGUCUUCAGUCAUCAUUUUAGCUAAAAGUCUGAUUUGAUCUGAAUGAUAGAAAUAGCUUGUAGUGUAAAGUGAAUAGAGUGGUUGAAUCUCUGUGCUGUAGCCAGGGUAACCUAGUUUUCCAUUAUACACUAAACUCCUUGUCAUUAUUGCAUUACACUGUUUUGGUCUUUACCAGACAUCAAACAUACUGAGAAACUCAUGGAAUCAAAGCAUACCCAAAAGCACUUCAGCCCAGCUUGAUCAAAAAGGGGAAUCAUUAGCUCAACUGAGGGACUUGAUAAUCCAAAAAAAGCUUUCCUAACCACCUAAUCAACAGGUGACUAUGCCAGCAGCAUACCACUCUGCAUUCCACUGCUGGCUUGCCUCUGAAGCUAAGCAGGAUCGGUCCUGGUCAGUCCCUGGAUGGGAGCCCCGAUGCUGCUGGAAGUGGUGUUGUAAAUGGUGUUGAAGUGGUGUUGAAAUUCCAAUCCCAAUAUCCUAGGGCAUUGAUGGGGACAUCGCCCGUCUUUCGGAUGGGAUGUUAAACGGGUGUACUGACUCUGUGGUCACAAAAAAUCCCAUAGAAUUUAUCGUAAGAGUAGGGGUGUUAUCCCCGGUGUCCUGACUAAAUUCCCAACCUGGCCCCAUUUCCAUGGCCACCUAAUCAUCCCCCUCAUUCCUAAUUGGCAUAUAUCACACCUCACUUCUCUAGCUGAUGUGUAGAGCAUUCUGUUGCAAAUUGGUUGCCACCCAAGUGGGUGUUAUACAUUGGUGGUGGAUGAGGUGAGCUUCUCCCUUAAUAUGUAAAGCGCUUUAGGUGUCUAGAAAAGCGCUAUAGAAGUCCAAUUAAUUAUGGCAGAGAAAAGAAAAGGAGCACUCAGUGUCUGCAUAGAUCUUUGUGUAUUCAUGAUACAAACAGACAGACUUGCAUUUCAGUAAGAGGCCUUCAUGAGAGAACGAUAGAGUAAUUGCUUUGAACAGCGCUAACAAGCUUGUAUUUGUCUUUGUGUCAUUUGUAAGGUCAAGCACACUUACUGUGCUGCUGAUCUCGGGUAAACGUGUGAAAAAAGCCAGAUGGUUCUUUUGUUGUUUGUCAACUGCUGCGAUAUGUUUUGGACAGUGCGCAAGAGUCGUUUGUCUCUGUGUAAAAGUGAGUUGGGGUAUAUAACUUAGGGGUAGAGGGUAAGGGUCAGAGGGUAUGGUUAGAAGGUUUGGGGAAAAGGGUUAGAGCAGCGUUUCCUAAACUCAGUCCUCUGGACCCCAUGGGGUGCACGUUUUGUUUUUUGCCCUAACACUACACAGCUUUAUCAAAGCUUGAUGAUUAGUUUAUUAUUUUAAUCAGCUGUGUAGUGCUAGGGCAAAAACCAAAACGUGCACCCCUUGGGGUCCUGAGGACAGAGUUUGGGAAACCCUGGGUUAGAGUUAUGGUUGGGAUUAGGGUUUAGGGCAGGGUUGGGGUCAAUUCCUUUUCAAUUCAGUCAAUUCAGGAAGUAAACUGAAAUUCCAAUAUCAAUUCCAAUUUUCCUCAUUGCCAACUAUGAGAAAAAAAUCAGAAUUGGAAUUUCAGUUUACUUCCUACAUUGAAAUGGAAUUGACCCCUACCCUGGGUUAGGGUUAGAGGUUUAGGGUUAAGGUUUAUUGUUAAGGUUUAGGGUUAAGGGUUAGGGUUUAGAAGCGACCGGUAUAGCUCCCCCUGCAGGAGCAGUUCCCAUGGGUGUUCCUGCAGGCCCAAACCAUGGGGGACCGGUGGGAAGAGGGCCUUGUUGAAGAUGGGCACAUGACCAUGGGCACAAUGAUCUGAAACAAACACAGAAAUUACAUUGGGGUUAAUAAUAGGGUCACAAGUAAAGCAUGUGAGUUACUAGUCAGUAUUAGGGUUUGAGUUAGGGCUGGAGACCAUGGGCGUUUAAUUGAAUAAUCGACCUAUGACUUACCCAGAUCAUACUGAUCAGAUCAUACAAUACACAGUAUAAGCACGAAUAGAAGGGAGUGAUGUACAAAAAGUACUAAAAAUCAUGGAAUCUUCAGCUAACAGUUAACAUCUAGAACAUUUUAACCUGCUUUUUGGAAAAUGAUGUUUGGGAUAAGUUGAGAGACUUGGUGUAUAAAUUGCCUGAUGACUCAAACUGAAUUAUUUCGCUGCUCUAUGUUCGCUACAUACUUAAUUGUGAGACUACCAUCAUUGAAGUCGUUUGUGGUGACCUCAAAAUGAGGGGUGUUGUACAAAACAAAGUCAUCAGCACUGGAUAAUUUCUAACCAAUCAGAGUAUCAAAGCCAAUGACACAUUUUCUAAACACCGCUUUACCCAAGUGUGUUCUGGAUCUGGCCCAAACCAUCGGUUUUUGGGACCAAUCAGAACGGUUAGAAUGUGUUUGCAUUCUAGAAGUUGUCGGGAGGUACUCAGAUCCAGACUCAUUGUGGACAAGAAACGAACGUCCGUGGGCGUGGUGUAGUGUUUGGCCCGGAGCAAGGAGUUUGGGUAGCCAGGCAUGUGUAUAAAUGCUACACCAUUAUAAUAAAAUGUACCUCCUUCCACAAUUUAAGCAGUGAUUUUUCUGCCUUCUCCCCUUCUCUCAGGAGAGUCUUUAGAGACAAAAACAAUGAUUGAUGAUCAGGGUGGUUAAAGAGCACUGAUUAAAUCAAAAGGGCUUUUUGACAAUGAAAUGGUGCAUUUGCAGGGUAUUUAGAAAGUGCAUGGUACAACAGAAACUGUUUCUGUAACUAAGUGUGUAUGUUGACUAUGUUGGCUGCCAUAUGCUGAUAAAGUAUGUGCUGCUCUACGCCAAGAACCUAGAUGUGUAGGCUUAGUAUUACUUUUUUUGUGCUAUGUGAUAAAUGGCACAGAAGUGUCAUGACACCAAAAAAGUGUCAGUCAAUCAGUCAUUCAUAUAGAUGAUUUGUUGUGCAGUUUCCCUUACCUUGACCUCAAGCUCCAGCUGGGCUUUUCUGGCCUUGGCCUUCUCCUCCUUCCUGGCUUCCUCCUGGGCCAUCUCCCUGCCCUUACAAAUGUUGAAGAGCGCAGUUUCGGCCUCCUCCCCUUCUCUCAGGAGAGCCUUUAGAGACAAACACAAUUAAUGAUGUGGUUACAGGACACUGAUUAAAUCAAAAUGGCUUUUGACCUCGAGUACGUUUAUAUGCACACUAAUCAUUUGAUAUUAAACUGAUUAUGGCAGUAGGCCAUAGUAUGGCAUUAGUCAUGUAAACACCUUAUUUUGCUUAUCUUAAUCGGCAUAAGGUCAUAAUCGAAGUAAGCAUAUGCCAAUUAAAACACCUGAGCUGUGUUCGAAUACUCAUACUAACAUACUAUAUAAUACAUACUUAAUGAGUAAUAAAUAAUAAUAAUAUGCCAUUUAGCAGACGCUUUUAUCCAAAGCGACUUACAGUCAUGUGUGCAUACAUUUUUACGUAUGGGUGGUCCCGGGGAUCGAACCCACUACCCUGGCGUUACAAGUGCCAUGCUCUACCAAUUGAGCUACAGAGGACCACAUAUAUACUACAUACUAUAUACUAUUAGUUCAUUUUAGUAUACUGUAAAUGAAUGGUAUCCUUUCAGUUGAGUGUACUAGUGCUUCGCAUGUCUACCGGAAGUUGAUGCUGUUGCUAUGCAACUUCUUGCUAGCUUGUUAGCAUAACAAAUUACUACCUAGACAUCUUACGACUUCAUUAACAAAGUAAAUUGAGAACGCACAACGACUAUACCAUUUAGCUAAGCUAAGAAUGACGUGAAUAAUCAAGUCAAUAAAUGAAUCCAGGCUCUGUCGCAGCCGGCCGCGACCGGGAGACUCAUGGACGGCGCACAAUUGGCACAGCGUCGUCCAGGGUAGGGGAGGGAAUGGCCGGCAGGGAUGUAGCUCAGUUGAUAGAGCAUGGCGUUUGCAACGCCAGGGUUGUGGGUUCGAUUCCCACGGGGGGCCAGUAUAAAAAAAUUAAUAAAAAAUAUGUAUUCACUAACUGUAAGUCGCUCUGGAUAAGAGCGUCUGCUAAAUGACGUAAAUGUAUACUUUGAAAUUUGGCUAAUUUAGUAUGACAUCCGGGAACUUUUGGCAUACUAACUAUAUCCACACUAUACUACAUACUCAAUUUACAUCACAAAUAUUAUGGUUAGUGCGGUUGGUAUUGUAUUCAAACACAGCUCUGGUUUUCUGAGCAAUCUUUCAAAUUAUUAGGACAUGUACAUGCCUUAAUCAGAGUUACAGUGGUGUUUUUGAUCUGUGCAUGUGCUAGCAUGAGCAGCGCAAACUUCUUUAUUUUUGUCACGAUCGUCGGUAAGAGAUGAGGACCAAGGCGCAGCGUUGCAGACGAACAUACUCUUUAUUUAUGAUACACGAUCAAAAAACAACAAAACGAUAACGUGACAGUCAAUGGCCAAACACAAACCAACACCAACAAGAUCCCACAACCACUGUGGGCAAACAGCCUGUUUAAAUGUGGUUCCCAAUCAGAGACAACCAGCCACAGCUGACACUCGUUGCCUCUGAUUGAGAACCACACUGGCCAACAUAGAAAUGGAAUACAUAGAUCUACACACCCUGGCUCAACAUAACAGUGUCCCCAGAGCCAGGGCGUGACAAUUUUGCGCGAGUGAAGUGAGUUCUGAAAAACUGAAAGUAUGAAUCUUAGAAAUACUGUACAAACUUUAUAUGUCUCAGAAUCAAAUAGGCUUCACAAAAAUAACAUGAUCGCUGUGGUAGAAAGUUGAUGUUAAUUGCCGAUUUUCUGCAUUUAUGAAAGUCCCAACAAGUAGCCUGAUUUCAGAUGUGUCAUGUAAACAUGAUUAUUAGGGAAAUUGUUAUUUUUGCAAAGCAUGUAAACGCUUGAAUCAAACUAUUAUAUUAAUCUGACUAUUCACAAUAAUCGUAUUAUUGUGUGCAUUUAACCAUACCCACUAAAACCUAUGCAUUUACUGGGUAUUUAGAAGUGCAUGGUGUAAGAUGUAAGAUCUUAAUUUGAGCCAGUUUGCUACAGCAGGAAAAGGAUGUGAAUUAUUAUGUGGAUUAUAAUUAAUGGAUAUUUCUGUAGGGUUUGAAAAAACUUUUGUUAGGGAAAAUCAUGUCUGAAAUUUCAAAGUGGCCAUUUCAAAACUCAAAUACACUACAAAUUCUCAGCAACAACAGAGUGAUCAAAUUAAGAUCCUACAUCUGUACAACAGAAAGUGGGUAAUAGCUAGGUUUCCAUCCAAUUGUCGACAGAUUUCCAAUGCGAAUAUUCAAAAAUCUGCAUAAAGAAAAGAUGCGCAUUUUCCCACCAGUAGUGUAUUUCCUCCAAACUGACUUGUUGCGGAUAAAAAUCAGUGCGUUAUGUUUUCAUGUACCGAAUAAAAAUCUAAAGUUCAAUGUGUUUCCAUCACAUUUUCAACUCUACCGAUAGUUUUGUCACAACUGUUGUGUUAAAUAGCAAAUGUGCCUACUCUGGUCUUGGCAGGUGCACUCAACAGCUCGCAGAUACAAAGUGGGUAUGUGCUGGUAGGCUACUCUACAUGAUGAUAUUAUUAUGGAUAACAGUAAGAAUAUUUGUGUUUGUUAAACUGCAGUCAAGCAUCAAGCAUAUUGGAAAGGAGCAUCAAGAUCACCCUGUGAAGUUCAUCAUAACUCAUCUGUAGCCUAAUAAACUGCAUGGCUUCCCGAGUCGUAGUGGGAGAGCCACACAACAUGUCAUCGCGUGACUCUAAGUUUACUUCGAUAUGAUGGUUAUUAUAUUGUGAGAGAUUUAUUAUUUUUAUAAUUGAUGGGAUGACUAACUUAGAAAGAAUGCAUUCUUGACUGGGCUAAUGUAGGCUGUGACACCUGGCAAGCUGUGAUUGAUGUGAAGAGCUGUUUUAGGGGGUAAAGUGAGAUAGGGAUUUGUGUCUUCAGAUGCUGGAAUAUACUGGUUCUUUGUGAUCUGUGAACCUUCCUUGGACGUAGGAAUGGUGUCUAAGGGAGCUGGCUCUUCUCACUAUGACAGGUUGUUAUGAUAUGGACAUAUGCCUGGUAACAGAGAUGCAUCAACGGAUUGGCUGAGUAAAGUUUAAACCACACUCAGUCCUUUACUCUGAUUGGCCAACAGAGAGGUGGGAAACUCUCUCUGUCAGAGUAUUUGAGCAACAAUCUGAAACAAUGGAUUUAGUUCUCUGGGGUGCCCUGCGAGGUAUUUCAGAGAGCCCGUAUAUACGAAACAUCAUAUUUACCAUUGAAGGUUUUUGCAUUAAUUAAAAUAACUAGUAUAUCUUAGAAGUCGUGUUGACCUCUUUUGUUCCUAAUACCAGAUUUGAAUUGACGCGACUUUGACAAUAUCAAUAUUAGCGCAUAAAGGAGUUUCCACCAACAUUUCUCGCAUAAUACAUUUUACAGACACAAAAAGAUCCCACCAUGUCGAACAAACAAAUGAUCUGUCGGCAUUUAUACAAUUGUACUGAAACUUCCUGCUUCCAUCACAGCUGUCGUGAUUUUUUUAAAUACAGUAUCACUUUACUCACAUAAAAACUGUGGAUGGAAACGUGGUUAAUGAUUAGAAUCUUUCUGUAUGAAUGUAUCUUCCCAGCUAGCACAUAAGAUUCUGAGAACCAUAUGUUUCUUACAUCUUGUUGAGAGCAUGUUGUUCUUUGGUUAUUUUGCAUACAACCUUCCCACAACUUUAUGGAUUAAAGUAAAAUAAAAUUGGUAAUGUUCUAGGAACGUUCUCCAAAUGGUUUUACAUUGGGAAUGUUCUCAAAUUGUUCAGAACACGUUAAGAAAGUAAGUUGAGACCCUGAGUUAGAAGCAGAGCUUAAGUGUUCUGUGCUGUGAUGUUAACCUCCUAUGUACUCUUCACAGAGACCUAAUAUGAUUUGCUCCAUGGUAAUGGUGUGUUAUGGUAUGUCUUGCAGUUAUCACCAUCUUCAGGGGCAAGGUGGAGGAAGUGGAGCUGCCAGUGGAGAAGGUUGACAUCAUCAUCUCAGAGUGGAUGGGCUACUGUCUCUUCUAUGAGUCCAUGCUUAAUACCGUCAUCUUUGCACGGGACAAGUGGCUGGUACGCAUGUUUGUGUGUGUGUGUCUGUGUGUGUGUGUGUGUGUGUGUGUACAUAUGUGCGUUCAUAUGUUUGUUGUUUUUUUUUUCACCUUUAUUUAACCAGGUAAACCAGUUGAGAACAAGUUCUCAUUUACAACUGCGACCUGGCCAAGAUAAAGCAAAGCAGUGCGAUAAAAACAACAACACAGAGUUACAUAUGGGGUAAAACAAAACAAAGUCAAAAAUACAACAGAAAUACAUAUAUAUACAGUGUGUGCAAAUGUAGCAAGGUAUGGAGGUAAGGCAAUAAAAUAGGCUAUAGUGCAAAAUAAUUACAAUUAGUAUUAACACUGGAAUGAUAGAUGUGCAAGAGAUGAUGUGCAAAUAGAGAUACUGGGGUACAAAUGAGCAAAAUAAAUAACAAUAUAGGGAUGAGGUAGUUGGGCGGGCUAAUUUCAGAUGGGCUGUGUACAGGUGUAGUGAUCGGUAAGGUGCUCUGACAACUGAUGCUUAAAGUUAGUGAGGGAGAUAAGUGUCUCCAGCUUCAGAGAUUUUUGCAAUUUGUUCCAGUCAUUGGCAGCAGAGAACUGGAAGGAAUUGCGGCCAAAGGAGGUGUUGGCUUUGGGGAUGACCAGUGAGAUAUACCUGCUGGAGCGCAGACUACGGGUGGGUGUUGCUAUGGUGACCAAUGAGCUAAGAUAAGGCGGGGAUUUGCCUAGCAGUGAUUUAUAGAUGGCCUGGAGCCAGUGGGUUUGGCGACGAAUAUGUAGUGAGGACCAGCCAACAAGAGCGUACAGGUCACAGUGGUGGGUAUUAUAUGGGGCUUUGGAGACAAAACGGAUGGCACUGUGAUAGACUACAUCCAAUUUGCUGAGUAGAGUGUUGGAGGCUAUUUUGUAAAUGACAUCGCCGAAGUCAAGGAUCGGUAGGAUAGUCAGUUUUACGAGGGCAUGUUUGGCAGCAUGAGUGAAGGAGGCUUUGUUGCGAAAUAGGAAACCGAUUCUAGAUUUAACUUUGGAUUGGAGAUUCUUAAUGUGAGUCUGGAAGGAGCGUUUACAGUCUAACCAGACACCUAGAUAUUUGUAGUUGUCCACAUACUCUAGGUCAGACCCGUCGAGAGGAGUGAUUCUAGUCGGGUGGGCGGGUGCAAGCAGCGUUCGGUUGAAGAGCAUGCAUUUAGUUUUACUAGUGUUUAAGAGCAGUUGGAGGCUACUGAAGGAGUGUGCGUGUGUGUGCACAUGCACUAACCGGACAUGCUAGCAGAACGAACAAUGCUCUAACCUCAUGGACUUAACCAGGGAUGAAAACCAUAACCUGGCCCGGUGUUUGGUUCUUCUCACAUGCAGCACAGCUGAGAAAUGACAUGUCUUGUGGGCAGGAUUGAUUGCAGGGUCUUUUUUCCUCCCCGUAUUUUACACAGAAACCCGGCGGACUGAUGUUUCCAGACCGUGCUGCGCUGUAUGUGGUGGCCAUCGAGGACAGGCAGUACAAGGACUUCAAAAUCCACUGUGAGUGUGAUUGUGUGUGUGUGUUUAGUUGGCCCUGUGCCCUCCCAUAAAUCCUGCUGCCCCUGACUCGCUCUCUAUUCCCAGGGUGGAUCUUACCUGGCUUGUGUUUCUGCUUUGCUAAUAGACCGUGAAUGUAGAACAACCAAUUGCAGCACAUGCACAAAAUACACACACACACACACACUUAAGCACACACACACACAAUUGCACAGACACACACACACACAAACACACACACACACACACAUUAGUGUUGGUGCAUUUGAACUUUUCAAAGGCAUAAGUGAUGAUCGAUCUGAUAUUACAAGUCAACAAGCCUCUCCAUCUCUGUGCUAGCCCACACUAAUGCUCUCCUGGAGGAUUUGGUGGAAUUCUUCAUUCUUCAUCUCAGCACAGAGACCAGAGACCAGAGACCAGAGCCAUGGCAGUAGAACAGAGGACAAGAAGCAGAACCAACACACGCACCCACUCCCCAUACACACCUCCACAACUAGGGAAUUACACACCGUGAACAGUGAGCUCCUUAGGCUUACAGAAACCCAGGCCACAUGACUGAGCACUAGUGCUGUUUCUCUCUCUGCCGUGUGCAGAGGGAGGUUUUAGGGAAAGCUUUGAGAAGAGAUAGAAAACGAUUGGGGCACCUUUUCCAUAUUGGGCCCAGUCUGGUUCCAACAAACAGAUGCUUAUACUGUGGAUGCCUUUUGAGAAGGGAUGGCAUGCUGGAUCUCUUAGUGCUCUAAAAUAAUGUUCUGUCGUCAUGAGAGAAGGGCUGUAUUCAUUAGGGCAUAUCAUAGCAAACAGAAGAUGGAAAUUAGCAUUUCUUAUCAGUCCAUUUUCUUACGUUUGAUGCUUAAGGAAUACGACCUAGGACUGGGCUACUUCAGUUUUAGGGCCUAAGAAUGCACAUCAACAGCUGAGGUGCGACCUGCUCAUUAUUCCCUCCUCCUCCUGUCGUUACACUUAAGUGGUUCCACUUUAAUGGGACACAAUAGAGAUGCUUACAAGCACACUAUCUUAAAGAUGCACUUCGGGAUCUGAAAUUAUGCAAACGUUUGACAGUGCAUCUUUAAGUACUGUAGCCAUGCAUAAUCCAUGAUCAGUUAACCUGAGGAGAAAAUAUAUUAGGGAAGAGAAGGAGAAUCUCUCUGUUUACUGCCAUUCACUGCACUGCAGUGAUGGUUAGCCGGCAAAGUGCAACAGAGUCUAAGGAAGCUGUCUACCCAACCCUAUAGAAGGGCAAUGAAAUACUGUAAAUCAGCCCUAGAGAGGGAGGAAUACAAUGUCUGUUUCUGAAAUGGCCCUCAAUUCCCUAUUUAGUCCACUACUUUUGACCAGAGUCCUUGGGCCCUGGUCAACUACAUAGGGAUUAGGGUGCCAUAUCGGAUACACACAAUGUAUUCCUCCCUCUCUAGGGAAGAUUUAUUUAAUAUUCCACCUUUAUUCCACAAAGGUGUUCCAUAAUGUGCUGUGUUUCCACAGGGUGGGAGAACGUGUAUGGCUUUGACAUGACUUGCAUCCGUAACGUGGCCAUAAAGGAGCCCCUGGUGGACAUGGUGGACCCCAAACAGGUGGUCACCAACUCUUGCCUGAUCAAGGUCAGCUAUGUCUUUACUUCACGUGUGUGUGUGUGCGUAAGUGUACAUGUGUGGGUGUAGGACUGUUUUGCAUGUCUGUGUGUGUGACAUGCUUCAAGUUGCACCGUCCGCAACCGCAGGGCUCUCCAGAGGGUGGUGCGGUCAGCCCAACGCAUCACCGGGGGACACUGCCUGCCCUCCAGGACAUCUACAGCAUCUGGUGACACAUUUUAAAUUCAGGCUGUAACACAGCAAAAUGUGGGAAAAGUCAAGGAGUGUGAAUACUUUCUGAAGGCACUGUAUAUACUGUAUUCUAGUCAAGGCUCAUCCUAUAUAACUACUGCUCUACACACCUUUUCUGUUCAUAUAUUGUCCAUACUGUCUAUACACACCAUCAUAUAUAUAUAUAUAUAUAUAUAUAUAUAUAUAUAUAUAUAUAUAUAUAUAUAUAUAUAUAUAUUUUUUUUUUUUAUAUUCUGGACUCUGAUUAUGUCUCAUUCUGAUAUUUUUGGAUUUGUGUGUAUUGUUUUGUAUUGUUAGGUAUUACUGCACUGUUGGAGCUAGAAACAUAAGCAUUUCGCUGCACCUGCGAUAACAUCUGCAAAUGUUGUGUACGCGACCAAUAAAAUUUGAUUUGAUUUGUAAAUGUGGGUAGGAUUUGGGGAGGCCCAGCAGUGUGAAAGCCCACAGUUGAAUCACAAAGCAUUGACUCAGCGUUGUCUCUGGGCUCAUGCAGUGUGGGAUUUACAUAACCAGUGUUACUGUUAUUAUUAUAAUGGACCACCAGACGAUAUCUUGAUCUGUUAAUUAGAAUGGGGAACAUAGCUGCUAAACUCCAGGUUUUGGACAGCUGUGGUGUGUACUUCGUAUCCACAUGCCUCAACGUAACUUGGCAAUGUUGGAAACACACCGAUUAUAACCUAAUUCGUGGUCACUUUCUGAGUCAAAAUGCAGGCUGAGAUCUACCCCACAGAAGAAAAGAAAAUAACAUAAGCCUAUGCAACAUUAACCUAUUAAAACCCAUUCUGUAUCAAUGAGGAUUGUGCAGUAGACUAUAGGAUGAAUACAUUAUUAUUGCAUAUUGGCUAUUCUUGAAUUGCCCUGCCAAUGUUGUUCAUCUCACACCAUUUAAAAAUUAUAUUUCAAAACAUGAGGUACUGGUAAUAGAUCAGUUAUUGUAUUACUUCUUGUGAGGCAUAAAUUGAAAUCAUUUGCAUUUCUUUAUUUUACUGGACUGAUGGUGUCUGUAUCUGAUGGUCAGUCUCAGUGGAUGGAGAGAGAGAGGGAGAUAUAUUGUGUGUGUGAGAGAGAGAAGCCCCUUAAAUUGAAAUUGAGAGAGAGCAGCAGAUAGGCUGCCUCUCACCGUCCCUCAAUUCUUCCUCCCUCCUCUGACUGACCAAAAAGGGGACACCGUCUUCCAUUUGAUGGCGAAAUUCAAGUCAGACUUAAUUUCUGACUCAUGCACCAAUUCAUAUUGUUACUCGUAUGACCAGGGAACGUGAAUUACUCCUCGAUAUUAGAAAGACACAAGCCGCUAAUAACAACGCAAGUCUAUCGAUACACUUUGUAACGCGAGUGGAUAGGGGAGAGCGUUUUAUAUCUUAUAAAAGUGUUGAAUAAAGUGACAGUGCUUAAUAAAAUCUUAAACAUGAACUCAAUCAUAAAAACAGCAGAUCUCUGCGGUAUUCAUUGACAGUCUCUCUCUAGUUAUGGUUUUUAAAGUUUCGAAAUCAAAUCUCACACAUUAGAGUCGACUACCAACUUCGCUGUGGGCUCAUGGAAGCUGCAGACAAAGUGAUCUGAGUGAUCUGAUUGGCCAGCUGUAGGCCUGUUUGCACUUGAUUUGUUCUUGUACCUUCAGACAUGUACCUUCAGACAUGAAAUGGUUGGAAAUGGGAAAACUUUGAUUAACCGGCGCGCAGGGCAGCUGAAUCAAGUACAAAUAAAAAAUUAGGAACGCAAAGCUUUAUCGAUGGGCUUUUUACAGAAAUGCUUGGCGAUUGACUAGGAAAGCCACAGAGAUCGCGAUCGACCGGUUGGUGACCACUGGGUUACAGUAAAGGGACAGUAAACAAUCCACAUACCAAUCACAAUUCAGAGGCGUCCUCAGCUGUAAAUGGACAAUAUGUUACCCUAAUGUGAUCCUUCGAUCUGAGCCUUCUGGCCAUGCUGAUAAAGUCCUUCACUACUAGGUACAGGGAUUGUGCCAUGCAUGAUGCCAUGCAUCUAUUCCCAUGUCUAGACUGCUGAUUGUGCAGUUUGUCGAGGAGCCCUUCUAGUUUAUUGAUUCUGCUUUUCUCAGUUCAGAUGUUAAAUAACUAAAGUGUUUCAAUUGCUGCUGUCUAAAGCCAUUAGACUGUAAUAAUAGGAAGCAGGGGAAAUAAUCUUCAAGAUUUUGUCCAUGCGCCUGUAAGAUGAAACCCCUUUGAAAAUGACAACCCACUCACAAGCUGUUGCAUGUCUCUAAUUGGAUUACAGGAUGAAUCAUAUCAUUAAUCUUAUACACAGACAGUGUGCAAAGGAGCUCAGGCUGUUAAAAAUAUAAAAUGAGUGCCUCAUGUUCAAAACUUUACCUUUGCUGUGAGUGAGAGAGAGCCGAAUUGACUUGUUGUCCUGCACUAUAAAAAUAUGACUUUCAGGAGUUUGUGGUGCAUGACUAAAAUAAACAGUUUUUACUCUUAUGGAAGCUGGGAGUUGUUUGCGAAAGAUAGCAGGGGAGCUUGACUUUGAAUUACGCUUUUUUGUUUUUACUGCUGAUUGCCCGAUACAUAAAAGUCAUAUUUUUCCACUGCAAAUAUGUGGGCCCACAACAGAGAGACAAAAACAGAGCUGUGGUCCACACCAUCUGCUCUCAGCUAGAGAAGAGCAGAGAAAAGGAGAAAGAGAGAGAAGAGAACGAGAAGAGAGAAAGAGAGAGCAGCGUCAGAGCCGAGACUCUAGCAUCUUGCCAUCUAGCUACUAGUAUCUGCUCCCCUGUCUCUCUCUCUCAUCCUCUCUCUCCUCUCUCCUCUCUCUCCUCUCUCUCCUCUCUCUCCUCUCUCCCACUGCAGAAUCAGUGACAUCAGAUACCCUGUUAAAAUAUGGCAUAUAAAGGAGCAGGACACCACCACAAUGCUACCCUGACAACAGUUGCUGCCUUGGUUCUCCAGCCAAAUGACCCCAUCUUCUCCUCGUUCUCCCCCCUAUAGUGGGGUUUCCUUGGCUAGUCCCUCUGGGGGGAGGGGGUAGUGGGGUUUGGUUUCAGAUCCGUGAACCUUGAACCCAAAAGGAGAAGUUGGAGCAGAGUAGCAGAAAGCAGAGGCCUCAUCCCUGACAGAGAGAAUAAGGGGCUCAGGGAUAAUACAGGACACAAUGCUCAGAGGCACCGCCACACAGCUCAUAUGACACGCAUAUAAGACCUGCACCUGGACACACUCACACCUCUCAGCUCCUUACAAGACUUAAGACUUGGCCAGCCUCCCAUGGCAGGCUGCUUAAUGGCCACCCACAGAGGAAGAGUUAGGCCUACAGAUGUAGAAUCUUAAUUUGACCUGUAUUGUCGCAGCAAAAUAAUCCUGCAGCAACAUGAUUUUAACGUUUAGUCCCUAAUGUUGCUUGAUCAGUGGUUAGGCUAUUAGCUGGUCCAAAUGAGGGUACACGAAAAGUGGAAUACUGUUAAUAUAACUGUGUGAUUAGUACGGGUUUUAAGUGAAUUUAUGUCAAUCACGAAGCUCAUUUGCAUUUCCUGUGGCACAGGAAAAUUCUCAGCAUCAAAAGAGUGAUCCUACAUCUGUACAUGUACAUGAAAAAUGGUGUGAAUAGAACCCCAAUCACUAUGGAUUCUGUAUGUGAUUAGCAUUAACAAUGCUAGCUGUAGAUGUAACAGAGCAGUGUGGUUAUUCUCGCUCUUCAACAGGAGGUGGACAUCUACACAGUGAAGACUGAGGACUUAUCCUUCACUUCAGCCUUCUGCCUUCAGAUCCAGAGGAACGACUACAUCCACGCCCUGGUCACCUACUUCAACAUUGAGUUCACCAAGUGUCACAAGAAGACUGGCUUCUCCACCGGUACGUCCUCAACUCUCUUUCUCUUCUCAGUCUCGGUCUCUCUCUCUCUCUCCCCCCCCCUCUCUCUCUCUCUCUCUCUCUCUCUCUCUCUCUCUCUCUCUCUCUCUCUCUCUCUCUCUCUCUCUCUCACUCCCUCCCUCACUCACUCACUCACUCACUCACUCACUCACUCUCUCAUUGAUUUUUCACACAGGCUUAUAUACUAUAGUAUACUACGGUAUAAAUACUAUAGUAUUCACUGUAGUGUUUUUGCUGAUUUUACUGUAGUAUUCAUUGUAGUAUACUGUAUUUUUUUUUACAGUUAACUAUAGUAGAAAUAUUAUAGUAACAUAACUGUAGUAUACUGUAGUAUUUACUGUAGAGUUCUUGUGGAUAUUACUGUAUUAUUUACUAUAGUGUUUUUUAAAAAUUAUCUUUGACAUAGAAGUGGAGGCUUUCUCCAUGAGGAAACCUACUGGACAAAUACUAAAAUAGCAAAUUGUCCACAACCUGUAGGUAGGUAGGUAGGUAGGUAGUUCUGGUGUCUGAACGGAUAGUUCAGCAUUCCACUCUUUUGUAUAACCUGUAUGGAACAAAAUAUGAUCUAUACUUGGCAUGUAGGUUUCUCACUUAUGGGUGGCACAAAUUGGGAUAUGGGGAAGGGUAAUGAGCAGGGUACUGUAUAUGCAAAUUAAAUACUGAAGUAUUUACUAUAGUUAACAAACUGUAGUGUUUUUGCGGACUUUUAUGUUUUUGCGGACAUUACUGUAGUAUUUACUACAGUGUUGUUUUGUGGAUCAUGCGGUAGUAUUUACUAUAGUAUUCUACAACAUUCUAUAGUAAGUACUAUACAUGUUCAAGGGAUACUACAGUGUGUAGUGUAGUAUUCUACAGUAUACUACAGUUUACAAUAGAAUUCUAUAGUAAACUGUAGUAUUUGUUCAUGUGGGAGGCUCAUAAGUGCUCUUGUACAGUUCACUGUGUUGUUAUCAGACCAACUCCUGACAGACCUAGGGGUUUAUCCUUUUAAUUGGCGGCAGCCGCAGCAGAUUAUAGGCUAGGAGAGUCCUGCUGCUCCCUGACAGGUCAGCUAGAGUUCCAGCUCCCUGCCCACCAUCCUCCCAUCCUCCCUGUGGGUUCAAUCCCAAUCCGUAUUCACAGACAAAGACCCGCCUUUAAUGAGCUCUUUGAUAGAAAGGCCUAGACUACAACAGCAAACACUGAUAUGACUGGAAAUUAGAAGAGCUUUGAGUCCCCAGUUGAUUUGCAUGAUCCAGAGAACUUGUGUGAUGGCAAGAAUCGUGUUUGUCAGUAAGCGACCUCUAGUGGUGGUGUGAUGUUAUCGAUCCUCUGUGAUUAUACAUCAUGUCUACAGUAGUUCGCCUUCAUCAGAGUUUGUGAUGCAAAUAGGAGACUUUAAACUGUGACUUUCUGUGGCUUGCAUUAUGCAUGCAUUAUGCAGAGGCAGUGGCAAGAUUACCAUGUGUUGUCACUUUGAAAAGUGGACAAUGUCUUACUUUUGACCUCCAAUCAUAUGCAGCUCUUCCAGCUCCUUUAGUAUUGAUUUGAGCCUGUCCAUCAAACCAAAUCACCUUAGCCAACGCUAAACCCUGCUAGGCUCACUGAACCCCUGAUACACAUCUAAAUGCGCACAUGGAGGCCUAUGUCCUCUAUUGCCAUUGAUUUCCUAUAUCCUAUAUCAUAGGACAGGUAUUUCUAGUUUCAAGUUUCAACGUUUAUUCGCCACGUGCACAGGAGAUAACAGAUGUAAAACAGUACAGUAACAUUCUUACCCUGAGAGCUCUUUCCCAACAAUGCAGUGAUUAUAAUAAUAAUGUAGAUAAUAAUAGAAAAUAUAUAUUUUUUAAACAACAACACAAGAAGUAUGAUGUAUGAAGAAGCACGAGAAUUCAAUUAUAUACAGGUCAGUGCCAGUACCUUAUUCAAUGUACAGGGGUACUGGAGUGGUUGAGAUGGGUUUAUACAUAAAAAGUGACUGGUAGUAGGAUAUACUGUACAUGUAAACAGGGCUGAAAAGUGACUGGUAGCAGAAAUAUACUGUAUAAAUACUUAUGGUAAUGUACUAAUGGUAAUAUAUACAGUACAUGGAAAAAGAGCAUACAGAGGCACUCGGACAUAUACUGUAUGCUGCUGGAAAAUAUCACCAAUUAAACUACCAUAACAAAUAUAGGCUUAUCUAUUCUGUUUAGGUUCCCACUGCGUACAGCUUUCAUACUGUAAUCUGUGUGUGUGUGUGUGUGUUCAUGCAGCAGCCAUGCUGAUCAGCAACUCCUUUUAUCCAUGAGCCCUCAAACGGCGUGCCUUUAAAGUCUGAGGUACAAAGUUACCCCAAGACAGCCGGCUGAAAUUCGAUUAAAGUUGUGUUGACCUUUGAGCCUUGGCCAAGCGAUAGUUUAACAGUGCAGGCACAGGUGGGCGCACAUUGUUGUUUUGGGCGGGGGUAUCGGUUAUCAGCAGUGUGCAGCUGGAGAUAAGCUGAGACACACAAAUACAAACACACACAUGCAUGCGCGCAUAUUGUUUAUAUGAAAAAAAUAACUACGUCGCUCUAGAUAAGAGUGUCUGCUAAAUGACUAAAAUGUAAAAUGUAAAUACACACACACAUAAACACACAUGUACAGUCAGGUCCAAAAUUAUUGGCACCCUUGAUAAAGAUGAGCAAAAAAUACUGUAUAAAAUAAAUAUGACAAAUACUUAGCUAUAUUGUAGGCUCCCCACAUCAUUUUAAAAUGAUAUUAUUUUAUAAUACAAUUGAUCAGAGAAAGAGAUUUUGUUUAACAAGUUAUAUUUUAUUUUCUCUAAAAGAUAUUGUUUGUUUGUUUUCAAUACAUUUCAAUACCUCACCUUGCGAGGAUAACAGCACUGAGCCUUUUUCUAAAAUGUUUUAUGAAGAGAACACAUUAGAAGGGAUCUUAGACCAUUCCUCCAUACAGAAUCUUUCCAGAUCCUUGAUAUCCUUCGUCUGCUCUUAUGGACUGCCCUCUUCAAUUAAAACCACAGGUUUUCAAUGGGGUUCCAGUCCAGAGACUGAGAUGGUCAUUGCAAAAUGAUGAUUUUGGGGUCAAAUAAUCAUUUCUUUUUGGAUUUUGAUGUGUGCUUGGGGUCAUUUUCUUGGUGGAAGAUCCACAUGAGCAUAUACACACGAGCACACAUACGCAUGCACAAACACACACACACAGUCUUGUACAGCUAACCUUGUGGGGACACACAAUUCAGUCCCAUUCAAAAUCCUGUUUUCCCAAACCCCUAGCCCUAAACCUAACCCUAACCCUAACCUGUACUCUUACCCUCCUAACCCUAACACUAAAACUAACUCUAGCUUCUAACCCUAACUAAUUCAAACCUUAACCCCCUAGAAAUAGCAUUUAGCAUCGUGGGGAGUAACAAAAUGUUCCCAGUUGGUCAAAUUUGUGUUUGUUUACUAUUCUUGUGGGGACUUCUGGUCCCCACAAGAAUAGUUAAACAUGUCCACACACACACACACACACACACACUUCAAGUAGCAGAAUGCAUGUGGGCGGGGUAAUGGGAGAAAUGGAGAUUGACAAGGACAAACAUCAGUAGGGAGGGUCAACCCAAUCAGUUCCUCUUAUCUAUUAUAUCAACAUUUGAUAUCCUGAUUUGAACCAGCAUUUUAGCAUGACAGAUCCUCAGUGCUGUAUCUACGUUUGUAAAUAGCAUUAUGAUAUAGUGAAUCACAUACAUUCACGGUCAGAACCAUGGGCAGCACUUUUCAGAACCAAGAGAUACAAAACGAGAAGAAAAAUACGAAUGUUACAAAAGUUGUGUCUUGGUGGCUAAUAAGUGCAUGAGAGGUCCAAUGUCAAAGGUAAAAGGUUACAUUUAUGUUAGUUUUUGUUGGUGGUCAAAACUUUGGCUCAUGAUUGUUUUGGUUUUAAGGGUCAGGUGUCAUUUCCACUCUAAAAGCCAAAUUAACUUCGCACUUCACUUGAGUUUCUGAACAAAUCUCCCAUUGACAAUAACGCAUUAUUUACGUGAAAAUAUGAGUUAAGCGCACAGAUCUGAAGUUAAGAUUUGGCCCUAACUGCAUGCCUGUCUUCCUACAGCCCCUGAUGCUCCGUUCACACACUGGAAACAGACAGUCUUCUACCUGGAGGACUACCUGACCGUAAGGAGGGGCGAGGAGAUCAUUGGCAGCAUCAACAUGAAGCCCAACGAGAAGAACAUAGUGAGUGUCUGAAAUCUAAGACCAGUAAAAAGUCAUUCACUUUGAGAUAGAAGUUACACUUUUAGGGGUGGUUUCCUGGACACAGAUUAAGUCUAGUCUUGGACUAAAAAGCAAGGUUCAGUGGAGAAUCUCCAGUGCUUUGUAGUCCAGGAAUAGUGUUAAUAGUGUUCGGUAAACUGCCCCAUCUAGGGACCAGAGUUUUUCUUAGUCUGGUCAAAUUAUUAGAAAAAAGGUCCUGGGGCCUCAUUUAUCAACUGUGCAUACAUUUCAUACUAAAUUCUGGCGGACGUGGAGAUUCUAGAAUUUUCAUGUGCAACAAAAAAAUUGGGAUUUAUCAAACUGUCGCAUUGAUAAAUCCGUCCCAUACUAUAUAUGAGCAUAACAACCCUGCCUGGAAAACGCCCUCAAUUUACCUUUUGUGGUAGCAAAAACGUCAUAAUUUGCUGUAUGAUUUGGAAAUGUUGGAACUGGGCCAUCACUGUUUCUAAAAGAAACACAAUGGCAAAUUUGAUGACAUUUCUGUAGAGGUGUGGGCAGAAUGUUUGAAUAUUUUGCAGUGACUUUUUCAAACAAAAAAAUGCAUGCCACCUAUAGCAAGUGCCAAGCACUGGCCGCACAUUCUGCAAGAUUGAUUGUCUAUUCAAACAAUUUUAAAGUAAAUGCUACAGCCCACACUUCUAUGCAAAAGAAAAAUUGUUCUUCAAUAAUUUGUUUAUCAAUAGAUGAUUGUAUUUUUAUCUCCUGCCGUGGUAUAGGCUUUGAGAUUAAAUAGGCUAUGAUGUCCCGCUCCUAUCGCACAGCAAUACUGUAGCCUACCCAUACUGUCAAAUAGUUUAAAUAGGGUACCAGUCUAUUUAUUUUCAAGCAUGCUUGGCUAUUGAAUGAGCGAUGGAUGAAUGGUAGCCUAAUAUGUGUUGUGUAGCGAGAAUAAACAAGUCAUGUCAGAAAAGGAGAGACAUGUCCUGCAAUAUGAUUAUGAUUUAGGCCUAUUUAAUAACAUUUAAAGAAACAUAAGCCUACCUACAUGCUGCUAUGUGAUCUCCUUACCAACGGCAAAUGCAUCUGUUUUGUCAUUACGUUUUAAUUAGCCUACCAUUGUGUGUAAAACACAAAUUCCCCCAAAAGAACAAUAUUUGAUUGCAAUACAAUUUUCCAACCACUAGAAGUUGUGCGUACGCAUGGUCUGAGCUGUGCGUGGAGAUGCACACUUUCCAUGUUCAAAAUGUAUAAAUACCAACCUUUGUGGGAAGACUGGAGCUGCAAGCUUUAGUCUUUUUUGUGCACACACAACUUUUAUAAAUGAGGACCCUGUCCCCUACCUUCUGUAUGAUAACUACAGACAAUGGCCCAACAGGGAUAGGUACAGGUUAUACAUACAACAUCUAUACUUGUCUAAAAAAAUUAAGUCAUAAGGUCAAAUAAAGUCAUUUCAGGCAUGUAAGGCAUUUAAACCAACAUUAUAUGGCUAGAAAGAAACUCAAUUCCACUACUACCUCUCCACAAUAGACUGCUUGUUUGUCCUUCAAUCAUAAUCUUUGUGAUAGAGGUCAAAGGAGAGAGAGCACUAAUCACUCCCAGACUAAACAGCAGAUGAGGAUACCAACAGUGUCAGUGCCCUCUCCUGCCAGAGGAUUGAAGAGAUGGAGUCCUGGAGUUCUCCUCCUUUCCUCAUCUGUAGAAAUUGCCUGUAUGAGAGCUCUCAGUCAAGCCCAUGUUCAGGUGAUUGGCCUGAAAUGAGAAAAGUCUGAACACUCACUUAGAUUUUCCUCUCUCUUUUUUCCCCUGGUGAAUUCUCUCUCUCUCUCUCUCUCUCUCUCUCUCUCUCUCUCUGUCUCUCUGUCUCUCUCUCUCUCUCUCUCUCUCUCUCUCUCUCUCUCUCUCUCUCUCUCUCUCUCUCUCUCUCUCUCUCUCUCUCUCUCUCUCUCUCUCGCAGCGUGACUUGGACUUCACCUUUGAGCUGGAUUUCAAAGGACAGAUAUGUGAGGCAGCCAUCUCCCACGACUACAAGAUGCGCUAG